This is a messenger RNA of Cajanus cajan (pigeon pea), 732 nucleotides long. NCBI's taxonomy places the organism in Eukaryota, Viridiplantae, Streptophyta, Magnoliopsida, Fabales, Fabaceae. The record is from RefSeq and is a predicted model, not a curated record.
AUGGUACAGAAGUUGGAUAUUUCUUAUAACCAUUUUAUUGGUAAUAUCAGUUCUAACCUUGGAGGUCUUGCAUCCCUAGAAUAUCUCAAUUUGAACAAAGUCAUACUCGAUCUAUACUCUACUUUUGAAAAUUGGAUUCCAAAGUUUCAAUUGCAAGUGCACAGUUUAUCUUCAAGGGUUGAAACAAAUUCUCUUCCCCUACCAAGCUUUCUUUACAAAUUAACUUAUAUAGAUUUCACUAAUUGUAAACUAGGAGGAGAGUUCCCAAAUUGGUUAUUGGAAAACAACCCAAAAAUGAUAAACCAUGUUCUUAAAAAUUCAAUCUUAGACUUUAGCUACAAUGAAUUAACCAAUACCAUUGAUCAAGAUAUCAUACAAGACCUUAGUUAUGAAAAAUUGAGCAUUCUUCUUUUGAAAGGUAAUUACUUCAUUGGAAAUAUACCAAGCCAAUUAUGCCAAUUGAUGUAUUUAACCAUACUAGACCUUUCUUAUAACAAUUUUUCUAGUGAAAUACCAACUUGCUUGGGUAAAAUACCUUUUGAGAAUAUAAGUAUCCUUGCUUAUAUGUUUGGAAUUGACUUAUCUCACAAUAAACUAAUGGGGGACAUACCAUCUGAACUCAGAAACUUGACAUUUUUGACAUUUGAAGAAAGCAACUACAAGGGUAAUUUGUUUCUUUGUGGACUUCCAUUACCAAAAAGUUGUAAUUCUCCAUGUGUUAUUUUACCAUGA